Molecule: messenger RNA, 561 nt
Organism: Drosophila willistoni
Lineage: Eukaryota; Metazoa; Arthropoda; Insecta; Diptera; Drosophilidae
Exons: 2
Coding region: 1-561 (186 amino acids)
Source: RefSeq, a predicted model, not a curated record
AUGUGGAGCUUGACUUUUAAAAUUUUCAAAAACCACUUUUGGUUUGGCAUAUUUCUAUUGGUAUUUAGUGGAAAUCAACUUAAAGCGGAACGUAGCAUAAAAUUUACAUCUGGUGAAAGCCAUUUCAAUGACAAUUAUUUUGAUAAUUUCUCGCUGGUUAUACGAAAUGGCAAAGUCUUUCUCGAUAUGACAUUGAAGAAGCCCUUGCUUAAGGGUUGGAGGGCAAGACUUGAUUUUCAAUUGCGUGUGGCCAAUUCAAAGUCCUUUCAGAGCCUCUUUUCGACCAGUGUAGAUGUUUGCCAUAUUGUUAAUGCGGUGAAAAAUAAUCUGUUUAAAAAAUGGUAUCGAAAUCUAUUGAAAUAUGGUAACUUUUUAAAAAAUUGCCCAUUGAAUGCUAGUCAUUAUUAUCUACGUGGUUGGCAAUUCGAUGAGAUGCUCGUGCCACCGUUCAUAACGAGUGGGUCAUAUCGGUUGGAGACCUACAAUUUCUAUGGCAAAUACAAGGGCAAAGAUGAGGACUUUAUAAUGAGCUGUUCAGCGGAUGCUAUAAUCCAUAUGUAA